This is a messenger RNA of Spathaspora passalidarum NRRL Y-27907, 1428 nucleotides long. RefSeq lists its product as uncharacterized. Gene Ontology annotation, cellular component: extrinsic component of intraperoxisomal membrane. The record is from RefSeq and is a predicted model, not a curated record. Lineage: Eukaryota; Fungi; Ascomycota; Pichiomycetes; Serinales; Debaryomycetaceae. The transcript has a single exon. Gene Ontology annotation, biological process: peroxisome inheritance. Bases 1 to 1428 code for a protein of 475 amino acids.
AUGGUACCUUCCGAGCCAAACACACCGAAGAAAUCGGUAAAUAACAGUAACAACACGAAUGCUGACAAGAAGAAACGACGGAAACUGAAACAGAAAAAGCGCAAGCUGCUGAUACCUACAACUACAGUUUCACAAACACAAUUGGGCCCUUCAGUAUUGGCAAGUCCUCGACAACAAACCCUAAUGAGACAUAAACUCGAUGAUGACUCUGACAAAUCGCACCCAGUCACCCUCCUUAAACAAUUGAAACGCCAUACGCCUCCACAAGAAGUCGAACCAGAUAUUUCCAUGCCUGAUAUUGCCCACAAACUAACACUAUUCAAGUACAAAACAGGAACAAUUAUUCAGUUUCUUGAUCAGAUAAAACAUAACUCAAGCGGAACAUUACUUGCACAAGGUGAAAUUGAAAUAUUUCAAUUACAUAAUGGUGAUGUGACGUAUUUAUCAUGCGGGAAAUCAUUCAUAUAUCCCUUGUUGCCCAAGAUUAAGAUCCUUCGUGCUAGUUUUAACCAAUUCAUAAUCCCAUUAGUCAAUCCUGAACGAUAUUGGAGGUUGAGUGUAACUACAGAAGAAACAAACGUGGUGGAUCUAUUAGAAACUACGUUUGAAAAGUAUGCCCAAUAUCGAAACUUGUAUGUUCUGGGACAACGCCUGAUCCUGCCACAGACUCUAGUACAAGCACUGCAACUAACACCCGUUCAAGCCAAAUCACAUUUCACUCUUGAUGACACAAUACCCGAAUCUCCACCAUCAGCACCAAUCUCCCCACGACAAGAAGCAAUAAGUCCGCCCCGUUUCGCGUUACAUGAUCCUAUACCAAGCCACCUUAUCCACCAUCCUACCCCGCGGGUCAAUCCCAGUUACAACCCGUUUCAUCCACCAAUACCCCAAGACAACAACAUUGACAACAAGUCCGAUCUAGAUUCGCUUCUUGAUGAAUACGAACAAACACUCGAGGCUACAACCAGAGCUAAUUCAAUCGUACACGAAGGAAGAUCAAGGCGAAGUUCAAUUAGUGAAUUAUAUACACAAGAAAGUGGGUGGAUGGAGCCUACACCGGCACCAGCGCCACAACGCACGACUGCUCCUGUUACGAGAGGAAUACCGAAGUCACGAAGUAUCUAUAGUAUGAACAGUUAUCGGAGCUACGACUUGAAUCAUAUUUACAAUACUGUGCGUCAUGGAAAUCAGGAACGGGAGGAAUUGAAAUCAGCCAAAAGUAUGUCGAAAUUACCCCAUGAUUAUCAAACAAGGCUCUCAUCACGACGAUCCUCAGCCAUUGCCCAUCCGUUAGUUCCGUCAGCACCGGUUGCUCCUACAUCUGCAACCACCCAACUUAAUUCCAAGGAAAUAUUUAAUAUGCUUAGUUCAAAACCUACGCCUCCACGUACUACUAGUUUUGCCGCAAGAUUAUUCGGAUGGGGCUAA